Messenger RNA from Baudoinia panamericana UAMH 10762, 996 nucleotides. RefSeq lists its product as uncharacterized. Bases 1 to 996 code for a protein of 331 amino acids. Gene Ontology annotation, molecular function: GTP binding. Lineage: Eukaryota; Fungi; Ascomycota; Dothideomycetes; Mycosphaerellales; Teratosphaeriaceae. The transcript is spliced from 3 exons. Gene Ontology annotation, cellular component: mitochondrion. The record is from RefSeq and is a predicted model, not a curated record.
AUGAACCUGUCGAGGGUCCCACCCCUUGCCGCCUCUCCAGCGCUACUUACCCUGUCAUCUACCACCUUGAAUUCAUAUCAAGUCGUUGCGCCUCCCAAUGCUACGCAGCUAAAGUAUGCUCAGAACUUCUUCACUGCUGCUUCUCCAGUCCUACUGUUUACUGCUGCCCGUUUCCGCUCUUUCCCGCAGUCAUCGCAUCCUGAAGUAGCUUUCAUCGGCCGCUCCAACGUCGGCAAGUCCUCAUUGCUGAACGCGCUAUUCGGUCGGACAAGUAUCAAGGAUGCUCAUGUCUCCAAACGCCCGGGACGAACCCGAACUAUGAACGGCUUUGGUGUUACCGGCGGCCUUGUGCAAGGGGCAGCGCCUAAAGAAGGUCAGCGGGAAGCAGCGUGGAAGCGCUUUCCGAGAGGUGGCUGUGUCGUGGUGGACAUGCCGGGGUACGGCAGUGGGUCACGCGAGGAGUGGGGCGAGGAAGCGAUGAAGUUCCUUGAGAACAGAAAGCAGCUGCGAAGGACUUUCGUGAUGAUCGAUGCGGAGCAUGGGCUUAAGGCUACUGAUGUACAGCUCUUGUCUCACCUGAGGCGACAAGGCAUCAGUCACCAAAUCGUACUCAGCAAGGUCGACAAGCUCAUGUAUUCCGGCGCGAAAGCACCCGGCCCUCGGAAGUUGAGCAAUUCUUUGCUCAAGCUGCAGGAUCUUUGCGGCAGCAUACGACAGGGGCUGGACCGUGAAGUUGGUGAUGGCCGAAAGGCUGCGCUCGACAUACUUUGUUGCAGCGCAGAGAGGAGCGUUGACGAUGCCAACCGGCACCGCAAGCUCGGCGUGGACGAGGUGCGAUGGGCUGUGCUGAAUGCAUGUGGCCUGGAAUACGUACGCAUACUGGACGACGACGAGGGACUACAAAGCGACCUUCAACCGCCUAAAGUGGACUUUAACCCGUUCUCCGUCCCACCUCCUACACAACGGUCAGUGGCAUCACGAGAGCACACAACUUAA